AUGUCUGAAGAAUCUGUAUCUAUACCAUCGAUCUGGGCUUCGAUGAUCAGCUGGUUCACACCCACUGUCUUCUUCGUUCUCCUCAAUGUGAUGAUAGGCACCAUUUUCGUUACCUCAGGCUUGGCAAACCAGAAACAGCACCAACAACCGCAGGAAGUUCAAGACGAUUCACAACAGCCCAAACUCACUAGAUCUCCCUCUGUUCUUCAACGUCUCAGGUCCAUCAACCUCUACGGCUACAGAUCCCAAGAACCACACCCGUCACACUCCAUCACCAAACAAAACCCAGAUUCAGAUACCCAUUUCCCUCUUCCACGAACCCAUCAACAAGAAAACCUAGAAACACAGACCCAGUACGUUUUUCUCCAAUCCCAAGAACAACAAACCCUCGAAGAAACACAAACCCAAUUCAGUUAUGAACAAAGAAUGCAGGAAACACAGACCCAGUACGGUUUUGAACAAGCACAUGAAGAAAAGACCCAAAAAACCGAUACCCAAUACAAUUUUGAGCAAACCCAUAUUGAAGCUACUGAGGAAUUAGAAGAGACUGAAGAGCUACAAACCCUGGAUGAGGUGUACAGUCAACUUACGGACAGUCACGUUAGCCGGACCAAGUCUGAUACCAAGCCAGCAUCCGGUGAGGUCCCGGCGAGACUGCCGGCGAAGAUGAGGAAGUCGGCGAGUUUGAAGUCAGCUUUUGGGCAUUUUGAGGAAGAGGAAAUUGUAGAGGCUCGUCGUCCGGCUACUGUGAAAGAGAGGAGUGCUAGAGUGACUGAGGAUGACGACGAGGUUGAUGCCAAGGCUGAUGAUUUCAUCAAUAGGUUCAACCAACAGUUGAAGUUGCAGAGGCUGGUUUCAAUCCUCAGAUCUCCACUGUUCGUGGAGUUGAAAUUGUUAGUUAAACAUUGCCUUGCCCUCUUUAUCAUUGUACUUCAUGGAUGGACAUUUUGGUCAUUUGGUUCUGCGAUAAUGUCCGUGGUCAUGGGAAACCAUGGCGGGUGGAGGGAGAUAAGAAACCUACCUGUUCAUGGUUCAGAAAAAGGUGAAGAGAAGUUGCAGAGGAUUGUUUUUACCUUGAAGCCCGUAGAUUUUAGCUUCUGA
Ilex paraguariensis (yerba mate) is the source of this 1101-nucleotide messenger RNA. The record is from the annotation of a GenBank genome assembly. Lineage: Eukaryota; Viridiplantae; Streptophyta; Magnoliopsida; Aquifoliales; Aquifoliaceae.